GCCCAGGCCGCCCGGCCUCCUGAAUAACCGCCUGCCUCGUACAGGUUCCGGGGCGGCGGGGGAGGACUGCAGCCGGCGUUCUGCUCUGGGCUUGCAGGCGCUCGGCGGGGACGCAGCCGUCUAUACAGGUUCCGGGGCCGGGCCCCGUCUCGUCGGUGCUGGCACUGCUUGUAUAAGAGCCCGGGAGAGAGCGCUGAGCUUGGUCAGUGCUGGCAGACAGGUAGCCGGCUGGACGUGGCCUGUGGGGUCCGUUCCUGCCCGCAACGCUCAGGCACCGGGGGCUCCUGCGGAGGGGGGAGUUCAUCCAGGAAGUGUUGUCCCCAUUAUCUGCCCUGUCUGCAGCCAUGGAGGGCCCAGAGACCCCCGAGGGGGACCACGUCCUGAACCUGGCGCGGCUGGGGCUGGAGAACCUCAACCUGGAGCAGGUGACUGAGGAGAGGAGGAAGGAGGUCCAGCAACUGCUGCUGCCCCACAACCGCCUGGUCUUCCUGCCCACCACUGUGGCCACCUUCUCCCACCUCCACCUCCUGGACAUCAGCAACAAUAGCAUGGCCUACAUUGGCGAGGAGAUCCUGGGCCUGUCCAAGCUGAAGACCCUGCUGGCCAAGAACAACCGCCUGGAUGAGUUCUCCCUGCCCAAGGAGUUGAGCAACCUGAGGCUGGAGGCUCUGAACCUCAGUGGGAACCAGUUUGAGGAGAUCCCCAGUCAGCUGCUCCAGAUACAGACACUCAAGACCCUCUCUCUGGGGGGCAACCGCCUGAAGACCAUCCCAGCUGAGAUAGAGAACCUGCUCAGCCUGGAGUUCCUGUACCUGGGCGGUAACUUCAUCUCCUACAUCCCGCCGGAGCUGGCCAACCUGCCGUAUCUCAGCUGCCUGGUGCUGUGUGAUAACCGCAUUGUGAGCGUCCCCCCGCAGCUGGCGCAGGUGCACUCGCUGAGGUCUCUCAGCCUACACAACAACCUCCUGAGCUACCUCCCCCGUGAGAUCCUCAGCCUGGUCCGUCUGCAAGAGCUCAGCCUGCGUGGUAAUCCACUGGUGGUGAGAUUCGUGCGGGACUUGACCUUCAACCCACCCACGCUGCUGGAGCUGGCGGGGCGCACCGUCAAGAGUCGGGGUAUCCCGUACUGUCCCUGGGAGCUCCCGGAGAACCUGCUGAGAUACCUGGACCUGGCCAGCAAAUGUCCCAACCCGAAGUGCGGAGGUGUCUACUUCGAUUGCUGUGUCCGCCAGAUCAAGUUUGUGGAUUUCUGCGGGAAGUACCGGUUGCCCCUCAUGCAUUAUCUCUGCUCCCCUGAGUGCUCCUCGCCCUGCAGCUCCCUCUCCUCACAGAGCGAGUCUGACUCGGAAGAUGAGGCCAGCGUGGCGGCACGCAGAAUGCAGAAAGUACUUCUGGGCUGAGCGCCACCAGACUCUAAUCCUAGACUCGCCAGAGCGGGCUCUGUGGAAGUGUUGAGGAUUUCAUGCCGUUUCUCUACAAGGUGCCCCCCUCUGCAUCGCCUGAUGGUCGUACUGGCGCAGAGACCCUCUUACUGGCGCAGAGACCACCGGUGCUGUAGAGCCCCCUUACCCAGCACUCUGCUGCCUAGCACAGGAGACGGAAGAUCAGCGUCCGUGUCCUGUAGCCAGUGACUGGCCGGCCAGUGUACUGCCGUCACCGCCAUAUCCUGCAGGAGGACGCACAGCUAUGAUAACGGACGGACGUGAUCUCCUGCCGGGUGAUAAUUAUCAGACCAAUCCGUGUCCUGCAAUACUGACUAAUCCGGAUGUUCUCAUGUCGGCCUCCUGUGUGAGGCUGCACUGACCGCACUUAGAGGCUGCCGCACUUCAUCCCACCUCCGUUGUGUGACGCCGACGUUGGGGGGGAACCUCUGAUCACAUUUCAUUACACGAGUGACAUUGGCUUGUGGUAUUUUUGUAUAUAAAGAGUGUGUACAGGUUGUGACUUUUUUUACCAGUUCUCCCAUGUAACGCCUGAGAAAUAUAGAGUCGUUUAAUCACUGUGAAUAAUACGCAGCGUGGCUGUAACAUUGAGAUUGCCCCAUGUGCCUUUUACAACACGGACGGACCAACGUGCGACAGACUGUUGUCACGAGCGCUGAGACUGUCCCUCUGUGUCCCGGUCUCUGCGUUAUUCUAGUGACUCUAGCACUGGAGAGAACGGUAGUUUUAUAUCUGUGAAUAUCCCGUGCACCCUGAGUUUUCCCUGGGGUGUGCAGUAUUUAGCAGUGUGACGGAUCUUCGGGAGGCUUUCUCUGUAACGUCCAAUAAUGGCUCCAAUUACAACUAAACUGUUAUAAGGUCUGAGCGGAAUCUGCAUCCUGAUGUUUCUCCGUCCUGCGUUGGUGGAGGGGAAUAUACCCCGUCUGUACACAGGGAGUAGUGACUUAUGCUCAGAGUUGUUGUAUUGAUCUUCCAGCGUAAGCCAUAGACUUCAGUGGAACAGUGCCCCCUUCUGGGCAAAAUGUAAGAAAAUGUAACAUUGGGCCUAAUUCAGAUCUGAUCGCAGCAACAAAUUUGUUAGCAGUUGGGCAGAACCAUGGGGGUCAUUCCGAGUUGAUCGCUAGCUACUUUUUGCAGCCGUGCAAACGCAUAGUCGCCGCCCACAGGGGGAGCGUAUUUUCGCUUUCCAAGUGUGCGAACGCCUUGGCAGCCGAGCGCAGCAAAAACAUUUUGUGCAGUUUCUGAGUAGGUCUGGACUUACUCAGCCGCUGCGAUCACUUCAGACUUUUUGGUGCCGGAAUUGACGUCAGACACCCGCCCUCCCUCGAAACUCCUGGACACGCCUGCGUUUUCCCUACCACUCCCAGAAAACGGUCAGUUGCCACCCACAAACGCCCUCUUCCUGUCAGUCACCUUGUGGUCGGCUGUGCGAAUGGAAUCUUCACUAAAUCCAUCGCCCAGCACCGAUCCUCUUUGUACCCGUACGACGCGCCUGUGCAUUGCGGUGCAUACGCAUAUGCAGUUUUGCCAGUUUUUUACCUGAUCGCUGCGAAAAUCGGCAUCGAGCGAUCAACUUGGAAUGACCCCCAUGUGCUCUGCAGGUGUGGCAGAUGUAACAUGUGCAGAGAGAGUUAGGUUUUGGGUGGGGUGUGUUCAAACUGAAAUCUAAAUUGCAGCGUAGAAAUAAAGCAGCCAGUAUUUACCCUGCACAGAAACAAUAUAACCCACCCAAAUCUAACUCUCUCUGCACAUGUUACAUCUGCCCCCCCUGCAGUGCACAUGGUUUUGCCCAACUGCUAACAAAGUUCCUGCUGCGAUCAGGUCUGAAUUACCCCCAUUAUUUUUACAUGCUGUUGCGAUUGAAAGAAUGGUUUCUGUAGUUACUUUAAUCCAUAACCGCUAUAUAAAGAUAUAUUUAUGAA
This is a messenger RNA of Pseudophryne corroboree (corroboree frog), 3364 nucleotides long. It is a transcript of the gene LRRC58, whose product is annotated as leucine rich repeat containing 58. Gene Ontology annotation, molecular function: protein binding. Gene Ontology annotation, biological process: signal transduction. Lineage: Eukaryota; Metazoa; Chordata; Amphibia; Anura; Myobatrachidae. The record is from RefSeq and is a predicted model, not a curated record. The transcript is spliced from 4 exons. Bases 345 to 1400 code for a protein of 351 amino acids.